AUGGACGUCGAUGAUGAGGAGCAUCAAAAGGGCGACGAGGACAACGAUGAUGCUGGUGAUGAGGAGGACGGCGGCGGCAGCGGCGGCGGGGACGAUGACGGCGGCGGGGACGAUGACGGCGGCGAGGACGACGACGGCCAUGACAGCUCCAGACAGAACGACAGAGAGAGCGAAGAGAAUGACGAAGAGAACGAUCACGAUCAGGGCGGGGCUGCGAGUGACGAGUCGAGGGUGCCCGCACCAGCCUUCGCUGAAGUGGCCAUCUCCUGGAAUACAGGGCAGGAAGCCUGCUGCGCCUUGAUUGAGGCGUCACAGAGCGAAUGCUUUGACGCCACCAAACUACCGAAGUCGUUUUCAACGCUGGGAACGCGGGUCAAGGCGCAUUUGCGCAUGUGCGUCAUACGGCGCCAUGUCGUCCCGGGGAAAGCGUCCAAGACGACGAUUGCCAAGACCGGUUCGAAGGCGAAUCGCACCACAACAUCGGCGUACACCUUAAGCUCGAAGGAACAGAUCGAGCUUCGAAUUCUGGGAAACCCGCCCUACUCGGGAGCCUGCGCACCGGCCUCAGCGACUUCGCAGAAGUGCGGACGAACCUAUGGGAGCGGAGGGCGACGUCUGGCGCGAAAGCGUGGUGGCAGGUCGCGCGGCCUACCCUAUGGAGACAACAAACGGUGA
This is a messenger RNA of Microbotryum saponariae, 675 nucleotides long. The record is from the annotation of a GenBank genome assembly. Lineage: Eukaryota; Fungi; Basidiomycota; Microbotryomycetes; Microbotryales; Microbotryaceae.